Molecule: messenger RNA, 2268 nt
Organism: Myxocyprinus asiaticus (Chinese sucker)
Lineage: Eukaryota; Metazoa; Chordata; Actinopteri; Cypriniformes; Catostomidae
Exons: 5
Coding region: 300-1421 (373 amino acids)
Cellular component (GO): nucleus
Source: RefSeq, a predicted model, not a curated record
GGACGUGACACAAGGUUUGUUGUAUAGUUAGGAAUGGUUCCACACAGGCAUAGAGCAGGAUUACUAUAGAAUGUUGGCGAACUAUCGUUGCGGAGGGGGGAAAACACGUAGAGCUGAGUCUGCGCGACGCAGAGGAUCACUGCCUACGAAGUUUAUCGGGCAAGAGUACGCCGACAAAUCCUAGGACACAUUCGGCCGCACUGUACAAAAUUCAAUCUAACCUUCUGAUGGAUGCUGUCUAGAAACCUUGUUUGCUAGUGAUUGGUUACACAGUUAGGAGUUGCAAAGAGCAGAGAAGGAUGUCGGAGUUCCUGCGAUACCUGUACAGAGGGCCAGAUGGCAAUUUAAUGCGGUUUAAGAAAAGGAAAUCGCGGUUCACAUUCCAAGAGGUUGAGCUGCUGCUGAGUGAGGUGAUGACAAAACGGCAUAUUCUAGUAGGAAACCGAAGCAUUUCAAAGGACCUAAAAAACCGUACUUGGGCUUCAGUGACGGCGCGUAUCAAUAAGGUCAGUGAGUGUCACAGAGAGGUCAUCGAAGUCAUUAAGAAAUGGGCAGACCUCAAGUGUGACACGAAGCGGAGGGUAGUAGCCAUGAGGGCAUCAGGUGCCACGCCUGCCCAAAUUGCACAAGAGCUGUCGCCUGUAGAAACCAUGGUGCACCAGAUCCUUCAGAUGUCUAACAAAAACAUGAUCACUUUGGCAAAUGAUGACCUAGGAGAUGAUGAUGACGAGGACUUUCCAGGUGUCUCUGAGAUGCCACAUAGCUCCUCAGACUUUGCAAAUGACAGGCCUCAUUCAUUCAGUUUACCAAUGCCCCCUCUUUUCCACCCAAGAAUCCCAAGCAAAGGAGAAAUGGAGCUAUCUACUGAUAUGAUGUUCAACAAUUCAGGAGUGCCUCUUAUGGACCUUCAGACUGGAACAUCAGAAAAGGAAGAUGGAGACAUGCAGUUUAUUGAGCCUGAAAGCCAACAAGAUCAGAAUGCUGCUGGUAUCCCUGAAUUCCUCAUCCGUCCCAGUGCUGAGAAGAGCCAAAUUCAAGAAAAACCCAAUCACAACACGUUCAAUGGCCCUUCAGCUGCCAGUGUUGGGACUUUUGUUCCACCUCCUGGGGCCUCAUCAUUUCGCUCAGUUCCUGCUCGCCCCCCUCCCACCCCAGCUUCUCUGGAUCCAUGCAGUGUACAGGAUCGUCUAGCCCAGAGUGCCUCACUCAGCCUGCAGGAACAGCAGGCCACCACACAGCUGAUAGGGUCGCUGUCUCGCUCUCUUGAGUCGCUAGCAGAAUCAGUGCAGAAAUUGGUCCACACCCAGCAGCAGUUUUCACGUGACACCUUACAACUGCAGCGUGACACACUCCAUAUCCUGCAAAGCUUCUCCUCCAAUGCUUUGAAUCUCCUGCAAGACAAGGUCAAUGGCCAGCCAUAACAUCUGAACAAUCAACAGAAGUUUUCUGGCUACACUAUUGACAGCUACUACUGGGAGCAAAUUACAAAAAAGUGAAUGCAGAUCUUAGAGAAAAUACAAUAUGAUGAGAUACUAGAGUUUAUGGCAAUAUUUCCCUGAAUCUUUGAUUUGUUUUUUUUUUUCGAAGUCAUAGAGCUAACAGGACAGCACUGAGAAGAGUAUUUGUCUGUUUAUGAUGUAAUGAACAACAUACAUUUGGAGUUGGAAAAAGGAGAGGCCUAAGUGCUAUAUGUUCUUUGUAGAGUUCCUUGUUGGUGCCAACUGAAUGUUUUCAGUAAAUCACUGGGUCUCAAAGACCAAUUAUAUGCUAUUAUAUAGUCAUUUUAAAUGGGCAAAAAUGUAUUUAAAAAAAUAACUAGUAAUUUAAGAUCAUUAUAUAUGUGGUGUGAGUUAUGAUAUUGGCAUAAAUUGUCUGUUGUCAAUUUAUGAUCUAUUAUUUACCUUAUUCUUUAUUUUGUUUUGCUAUUUGGGUGGUUCUCCAUAGUUAACCUAUAAAUCAAUGUCUGGCUGAAGCAUUGCUUAGCAGACCCUGCUGUAAACUUUUAAAUCUUUAGUUGAUGUGCAGUGUCUUUUAAUUUUGUUGGGUUGUUUCUAUUAACUUGAAUUCCAAAGACUUAUUCUAAUGUUUUCCUUUGCUUCCAGGUAGGAGUUACUAUGAAUUCUGAAACUGAUUGAAGACAUGUUAUAUUAGCCGUAGCUCCCAUAGGUCUGUUUUAUAGUCUCCCAGAAAUUAAGUCAACACACUGUUAAAAAUUACUCCUGCUUAAAACCCAGUGCAAAAGAUGAAAAUAAACAAAUUGAAAUAUUA